This is a messenger RNA of Sciurus carolinensis (gray squirrel), 618 nucleotides long. RefSeq lists its product as uncharacterized. The transcript has 4 exons. NCBI's taxonomy places the organism in Eukaryota, Metazoa, Chordata, Mammalia, Rodentia, Sciuridae. The coding region runs from base 1 to 618 and encodes 205 amino acids. The record is from RefSeq and is a predicted model, not a curated record.
AUGGAGUUUAUUGGUGAAUGUUGGAAAAACUACAAACUAGAUCCAGCUGCUGCUUCUAGCAAGCAGUCCUGCCAAUGUGGGGAGGAAGAUGUGAGAUUGAGUGAAGGUGCCAGGAGCCAGGAGUUGUCUUGUCAGUCAUCUGAGAAACGCUGUCAAAGGCUUAUCAGUGAAGACAAGCCAAAACCAUACCUACAAAUUCAAGGGAACUCAACUGAAACAGAAGAAACAACUAACAGUCCUGUGGGAGAAAAGAAAAUAACUUCAGCCUCCAGAAUCCAUUUUUGUGAGUUUAGACCCUGCCUAGGAUGGAGACAGGAAUUUGUUCACUUAUCUGUCUUCAGGAACCAUUCCAUGACCCAUUCAACAUAUACAAGCAAAAGACCGGAGCAAAUAGAAAAGGAAAAAUUUACAACUGGAGAUUCACAGACAUUCCAGAUGCACCGGAUGCGCGUGCAUGUCUGCAGGACUCGGAAGAGAGACAGUUGGGCUUCUAGGAAGUCUGGAAACUGGAAACUACAACCAGAUGGGCCCAGCCCGGGGACCGUCAUGGCACACUGGAGCGUGAAAUCAGAUUUUAGAGGGAGACAAGGGUGUGGUUUGGCAGAGGCUCAGACUUAG